Staurois parvus is the source of this 411-nucleotide messenger RNA. The record is from the annotation of a GenBank genome assembly. NCBI's taxonomy places the organism in Eukaryota, Metazoa, Chordata, Amphibia, Anura, Ranidae.
CUUGCUGAGCAGCCAAUUUGCAAAGAAGUACUUUGCCGGCAUCUUGCGAAGCUGAUACCGAUCUUGGUGAAUGGCAUGAAAUAUUCAGAAAUAGACAUCAUCUUACUUAAGGGUGAUGUAGAAGAGGAUGAAGCUGUGCCUGAUAGUGAGCAGGAUAUCCGACCUCGGUUUCACAGAUCGCGAACGGUGGCCCAGCCUCAUGAGGAGGAUGGUAUUGAGGAAGAUGAGGAGGAUGACGAUGACCUUGAUGAUGAUGAGACGAUAUCUGACUGGAAUAUAAGGAAAUGUUCGGCUGCAGCUCUUGAUGUGCUAGCCAAUGUAUUUCGGGAAGAGCUUCUGCCACACAUUUUGCCUCUUUUAAAAGAGCUUCUUUUUCAUCCAGAAUGGGUAGUCAAGGAGUCUGGAAUCCUU